AUGAGUCAAUUUCAACUAUUCCCCCCACCCUCGCCGGAGGCCAAGGUUCCCAAAAAUCCUUUCCGCAAGGGUGCUGUCAGAAAACCAACGACAGAGGCCGAGCCUGCAUCUCCGAUACCUCUCGAGGAGAUGAAGAACAACGGCAAUACAGAGGCUGUGGUUCUCCAAGUUACAGAAGACGUCCCGUAUUUCCCCCCUCCCCACCCGGGCCCACCACCAAGAGCACGCAUAGCUCGAAAUAAGUCGCCGAUAUUAGUAUCAACCCGCGGCUCGGACUCUCCACAGUCUGCGCGCAGCCGAAGUCGCCAGGAUAACACGUCAAGCCACCCCUUGCCUUCUGAAAGGAGCCUCAGUACUAGCAAUGGAAGUAUUCAUACAGAUGCUUCCACCACCUCGCCUCAGUCAUCACACUCGUCUAUCUCCCCGGUGCCCAUGAGAUCAAUGUUUCCUCAGUUCGAUCCUAGUAUUCCACUCAACCAGCAGAUUGGGCGUCCACAGGUGUAUGAUAGCCCACAGCCUGCAGCUUCACCGGCCUCUACCAAGAAAGCUCGAAGACCUAAGCUUACUAUCAACCCUGCUUCCAAUUCAACGCCAGUAGCAAGCCUGACUUCGUCCACGAAUAUUGAUCAAGUCCUUGGUCCGAAAACUGUCCCUGCUAGUGUGCUGAACUUUCCGACCGGCGUGCUGGAACCAGAAGAAGUACAAUAUUCCAGUGCACAGGAGCUAGGGACUCUGUGGGAAGCUGCAAAUGGACAGCGACCCGAGAGACUGAGCAAUAAGAUUAAUCUACGUUUGACAAGAACUGGGCCGGCCGGUUUCGCAUUUGGUAAUUCCGACUUGCCAUUCUAUACCUUACAGACUUACUCGAAUAAUGAACUGGCGAUCUCUCGUAGCGCUCCAUCCAAUCCAGAGAAUGCAGUUCCCAUCAUGACGCUCAUUCUCGAAGAUCGCAUCCGCCGAGAACAUCCCAACGAUGGGCUUGUCUCCCUUCUCUUCUCACGACUGGCUGCUAUGAUGGCGAUUGAACAGGCAGAUGAAAUCAGCAAGCAACAUCACCUUUCUCCAUCCGACAGCCGGAACCUCGAGAGCCAAGCCUUGAAGCGCGCAGCAGCGGAAGAAUCAUGCCGUCUUUCGUGGAACCGACACCUUCGGCUCUACGAGCUGCGACAUCCAUCCCUGUCAAAACGCACCCCGCCAGCUCUUGUAGGAGCUGCUGGGAUUCCCUUGUCUCCAGUACGCUCCAAGUCUUCGGGAUUGCUGCACAUCACCGUGUCGGCACCAUCGAGCGGCCAGCCACCUACCGUCCUUGUUACCGGCCCCGUCUCGUCCGUCGCCAUGGAAGCAGCCCAAGAAGCAGCUAAUCCGCGUACAUCCACAUUGCCUGUGGCUGACUCGGAAGAGCCUCUUGCAUCCCUGGACUUUGCGACACGGACGCUCUCCAUCUCCCCAGCUGCCGUCAUCGCAACCAUCCCUUCGCUCUACGCCGUCGAUUCCCUGGUCGCGGCCAUGUUGGCUGUCGCGGUCUCCGACGAGGCUACGAACCCUAUCAUGGCCGAUAUGGAGCUCGGGACCCCUCGCUCCACCAGCACAGGCCCUGCUCCCGAGCCUGCGUACGGGGCGCCGUUCCAGGGCAAGCUAAUCACCACGCUAGCUGAGAGAGAGGACUAUGCCGAGAGCGGUUUCUUCAGCUUCUGGAACCAUUCCAAGUCGGAGCCGAAAAAGAACCAGCGAAAGUCUAAGAAGUCUAAAAAGACGCAGCAGAUCAUCGUUGAAGAAUUCGACCUCGAGAAGUAUGGUCGCUACGGCUCUGGCUCCUCUCGUGAGGGCCAAGAGCUUCCCGGGAUCACGCGGGGAUUGCUGGGCUUUUUGUUCUUCGGGCUGAAUGUUAUUGUCAAGUUGCUGACGCUUAUGGUUAGAAUCUUGGCGUGGGUGUUGGUUCAUUCAACGCGAUGUGUGACGAGUGAGAAAUUCUAA
Penicillium chermesinum is the source of this 1974-nucleotide messenger RNA. RefSeq lists its product as uncharacterized. The record is from RefSeq and is a predicted model, not a curated record. The transcript has 3 exons. Bases 1 to 1974 code for a protein of 657 amino acids. Lineage: Eukaryota; Fungi; Ascomycota; Eurotiomycetes; Eurotiales; Aspergillaceae.